AGUGUCAACCGAAUUUAAUCUUCAUACCUCGAGUUGCGGUAAACUGCUGUUCUCGCGGCCCAAAUGAGAGAAAGUGGCCUGUUCCAACAUUCUUCUUACGUGUCUUUCCUGAUUCUGAGCUGGAAUUAUUGAGCAUUUUCGGGUAAUCAUUAACCAGACCAGGAGAAUAGCCUGAGUGUAGCUCGUGCCUGCAGACUGGCAGACAAGGGAACAAGUCGAUGAAAGGAGAUCACCAUGACACACCGACUAUUUGAAGAAAAGGAACAUGCUUCUGUCUACCAAAAAUACCGCUUUGUCCCACCAGAUGAGGUGAAGGAGAUAAUUCAUGAGUACAUUGACAAAAAGAAAGGACGGCCUCACAUACUGGCUGUGGAUCUAGGCUGUGGAACAGGACAGAACACCCGUCUGCUUUCACCUAUUUUUCAGGAGGUGGUGGGCAUUGAUGUUAGUGAAUGCCAGCUGGAGGAAGCUAGGGCAGUGCCAGGUUUUACUAACCUCACUUACAGACAGGGCACCGCAGAGGAGCUGCCAUUCCCAGAUGGAUCCGUGGACCUGCUGACAGCCGCGUCGGCCGCCCACUGGUUCGAUCAGGAGCGUUUCCUGAAAGAAGCUAAUCGGGUCCUGAAGCCACGCGGCUGCAUUGCUCUUCUGGGCUACACUGACUCUUUUGACUUACACUUUGGCUCCUGUGGGGAGAGGCUGAAUCACAUAUUUGAAGAGGUGUUAAAGGUGCUGAGGCCGUACACCAGUGAAAGAGUGGCAGUGGCCAACACUAAACUACAGGGAUUGUACAAUGCCAUUCCCUUCCCAGAAAAAGAGAGGAUUGAGCAGAUUCCUGUCAAACAUCAGACCUCUGUGAAGAACGUAGUGGGGUUAAUACAGUCUUUCUCCAUGUAUCAAGCCUAUCAAAGAGCAGAACCUGAAGCUGCAACUGUUCUGCUACAGAGGACAAUGACACGGUUCCUAGAAGAGAUGGGCGUCUCUUCCCCAGAUACAAAAAUUGAAGUCGGACUGAACUAUUACUGUGUACUAGCAUGUAAAUCACAGUGUUAAGUUUCAGAAUCAAACAAAUGUUUUAUUUGAACGCAUUCCAACGUAAAUCAGUUUCCCACUGUAGGAAAAGAAAACUGAUAGUAGCAUGCAUCGUUUAUUUUGUAUGUUGUCUAAUGACACUAAUAAGAUCUGUCUUAGGAAAUAAAAAAUAUGUUUCUAUAAAGCUUAUUUCUGAGAUCACUCCGUGAGCUCUGAGCUACGUCAGUGGUUGUGCUUAUUGGUCAUGUUCCAUUGCCAGAAACUGUACAGAGCAUUUGUUGCAUUUAUAAUGUUGCAUUUCUCUUACCCUGAUCUAAUACGUCAUGAUAGACUAAGCUGGUCAUUUCACUAUUUCUAUUUGUCGGGUGGCAGUUAGAGGCGAGACUUUAUAAACUGUGACACAUGAACUAAUAAAAAAUAAAAAAGAAAAGAAAAUGCGCCAUUAUUAUUGCUGUUUACAUCCUGCCUUCAGCUGAUGCUGAUGCGGUGUGUGAUGUCAUCAAUUCAGUCACUGACAGACUACUAACGCGACACCCAAAUGCAUUCAUAGCAAUUUCUGAAGACUUAAACCAUACUUGCCUCUCUGCCACAGUUCCAACUUUUCAGCAAUUUGUCAAUUGCCCCACCAGAGACAAUAAAAUGUUGGAUUUACUUUA
Chanos chanos (milkfish) is the source of this 1688-nucleotide messenger RNA. Its product is annotated as putative methyltransferase DDB_G0268948. The record is from RefSeq and is a predicted model, not a curated record. Gene Ontology annotation, molecular function: S-adenosylmethionine-dependent methyltransferase activity. NCBI's taxonomy places the organism in Eukaryota, Metazoa, Chordata, Actinopteri, Gonorynchiformes, Chanidae. The transcript has 7 exons. Bases 235 to 1053 code for a protein of 272 amino acids.